Molecule: messenger RNA, 4671 nt
Organism: Plasmodium vinckei vinckei
Lineage: Eukaryota; Apicomplexa; Aconoidasida; Haemosporida; Plasmodiidae
Product: conserved Plasmodium protein, unknown function
Exons: 1
Coding region: 1-4671 (1556 amino acids)
Biological process (GO): tRNA methylation
Cellular component (GO): cytoplasm
Molecular function (GO): protein binding; tRNA methyltransferase activity
Source: RefSeq, a predicted model, not a curated record
AUGGACCAUUUUAUAGAACAGAAAAAAAACGUUUUAAAAAUAGUUAGUCAUGAAAGUAGUUUAUUUAAGUAUGUAGAUAUUUAUAAAAAUUGUGAAAAUGAUGUAUAUAAUAUAUAUUUGAAUAUAUAUAAUGCACACAAGAAUGUGGAUGAGCAUGCUGAAAUGAAUGACAACAUUAAACAUGGUCAAUGUUGCAGGGAAAUAUUUUAUAAUAAUAAUGAUAGUAAAUUGGUUGAAAAAAAAGUUAAAGAAAUAAUAGAAGAAAAAGAAAUAAUUGAAAAAGAAAAUGAUAAAUCCAUAAAAAAAAGUAUCGAUUUAUUAAUUUAUCCAUGUAUAUAUGAAAUUAAUAGAAACGAAAAUUAUUUUACAAGUUCUUGCUGUUCAGGUAGAACAAUCAUAUUUUGUGAAGCUGAUAAAUCAAAAAAAGAAAAUAAGAAAAAAAAUAUUCCUUAUAUUAAUUUAAAUAACAAUUUAGACACAUUAAAUGGUGUUAAUGAAUUAGAGGAAAAUUGUAAAGAUAAACAGUUUCUUUCGUAUUUAAAAAAAAAACAUAUAUUAAAAAAUUUUAUACUAUCUAAUGAGGAUGAAAAUGAAAAAAAAAAAAAUAUCGAUAUAAAUAAUUACAAAAAUUUUUCGAGCUCACAAAAGGCACCUAUUCACAGAAAAAAUGUUAAACUAUUUUAUUGUAGUCAUUCACAUCAUAACUUAGAAAUCGAUACAAAAAAAAUAAAAAAAAAAUUGUUUGAAAGUUGGAAAGAAGAUUUUUGUCAUAUAUUAAAUCAAAAAAAAUAUUUGUCUAGUCAUGAUGAAAAUUUGGAUAAAUCUAAUAAGGAAGAACCUACACAUAUUCAAAAUAAAAAUAUUAUUUAUAGUUUUAGUGAUAAUGAAAAUAUAAAUGAUAAUUUCGAAUUAAAAAGACGUAAAAAUGAAAUAAAAAAAACAAAACAAAAUAUAUACAUAAAAUUCGAACCUUUUAUUAUUCAUGUAAAAUGUAUUGAUUUAUGUAGUGCACUGAAGUUACUAAAAAUAGCUCAAGGUGCUGGGUUGAAGCAAAGUGGUAUCCUUAAUUUUAAUAAAGAUGUAACUGUUGCAAUUAGAGGAUCGAUGAGAUUAGAACAUUAUUUGGGAAAUUCGCUCGAUAUAGAUAUAAAUAAAAUAACAGAAUUAAUUGAUAUAUGUAAUAAUAAAAUGUCUAAAAAUAUUAUGCAACUUAUACAUUUUCACAAAUAUUAUAAGGAACAAAUACAUACAACCAAUGACAAAUUUUUUGAUAUUAAUUACAAGUUCAUGCAUGAUAAAGAUCUGGUGAAUGCCAAUGUAAAUACUAGUAGAGAAAAAAAAAAUAUGCAAACUAAGUCAAUCGAACUUGGUGAGGUGAAAGAUAGUUGCUUUGAAAAAAUCGAGGAUACAAAAGAGAAAAAAGAAAUAGGUGUAACAAAAAGAGAAGCAAAUACAAAAAAAAUAAAUUUUAAAAAAUAUAAUGUAGAAAUUUUAGAAAAAAUUGAAAUAAUAAAUAGAAAUAGUGAAAGUAAUACAUUGGAAUGGUCUGUUUUUCCAAAGAAAGAUGAUGUUCACAAUUUGUUUGUUUGGGGGCAUGAUAUGUUUAUGGAUAAAAAUAAAAUUUAUAUAUUUGGAGGGUUUACAAAAGGAGUUAGAAAUAAUAAAUUAAAAAUUUAUAACAUAUUAAAUAAAGAAAUCGUAAUUAAUGAUACUGAAUUACCAUCUUUGGCAUUUCAUGUUUUUUUAAAAUUAGAUGAAAAUUAUGCAUUUAUAUUUGGGGGAAGAAAAAAUCCUCAAGCAUGUUCUAACCAUGUAUGGAUUUAUAAUAUUAAAAAAAAUAGUUGGAGCUUAGCAAAAAUUAGAUAUAGCAGUAGUGAACAUAUUGAAAGAGAUGAAGUGCCUGCUCCAAGAUAUAGACAUGCGUGUGUAGUUGUAAAAAGAUAUAAAAAAAAAGAAAAUAAUUCAAGUGUUUAUAUAUUUUAUACAUAUGGGGGUAUAAACAAUUCAUGCUUAACUUUAAAUGAUAUUUGGAAAGGGAAAAUAACAAUAAAUGAAAUAAAUGAUGAAGCUUAUAUUGUAUGGAAUAAAAAAGGGGAUAAUGAUAUUCAAAAAAAUAUAAUACCAAUUAAAAACCAUUCUAUGAUUUAUAAUAAUAAAAAAAAUAUAAUUUAUAUUAUUGGAGGUAAUUAUGGAAAUGAUCUGGAAAUGGAUAAAGAAAAUUGUAAUAUCAGUUCAACAUUUGAAGUAAUAGAAGAAAAUAAUAAUAAAUCAAUAUUAUACAAUAUUGAAAAUGUAAAUUACAUAUACAUAUAUAAUAUUAAAACAGAUUUAUUUGAUUUUAUAAAAUGUGAAGGAGAUGAUAAAUAUAAUUUCCCUUUAUGUCGAUUUUCUCAUACAUGUUGUUUAAUUGACACAAAUUAUUUUGUAAUCAUUGGAGGAUUAAAUUAUUAUAGAACAUUGAAUGAUAUAUGGAUAUUUAAUAUGAAACAAAAUAAAUGGUAUUAUUUAGAUAAAUUUUAUUUCAAUAGUAUGCAUGUAAGAUCAAAGGUUGUUUGUGAAAAUUAUAAUAUAUAUAUUGUUGGUGGUGGAUGUAUUGUUUUUACUUUUGGAAGUUUUUUUGACCUGCCUGUGCAUGCAAAUUUUAGGAAAGCUAUUAUGGAUAUAGAAAAGUGUAAUUCAACUAACAUGGAUAAGGAAAUAAAAAAAAAUAUACAUAAGAACAAUGGUGUAGAAGAAAAUAAAAAUUCAUCUCUAUAUCCAAAAGAUAUUGAAAAAAUAGGAAAUUGUAACACCUCAUGUAACUCCGAUCUAUAUAUUAUAGCAAAGGAUAAAAUAUUUCUUAAGGAAAUAAAAAAUUAUUUAGAAAAUGUAAACAAUUUUGAUAAAAGCAGAAAAAUAGUUUUCUCUCAAUUUAAUAUAAAUAAUAUUAAAAAAGAAGGGUUUUAUAUACCAAUUAAGAGAAAAAUCGAGGAUAUACAAACAAAUUUUUUAGACAAAAUAUUUGUGUGUGACAAUAAGGAAAUAUUUUACAUGAACAGCAAGGUAAAAAGUGAAAAAAAAAAAAAUUUAAAAAAAAAAUUAAAGGAAUUAUUUGAACAUUUUGUAAAUAAUAAAAUAAAAAAUUAUUUAAAUGAAUCGGAUAAAAGCUUAAUUUUACGAGCUUGUAACAAAUAUGAAAUAAUAGGAGAUAUCCUAAUUUUUCAUUAUAUGCAUUUAAAACCGUUGAUAGAUUUGUGUAAUCCAUAUUUAAAGGAAAAUGAACAAGAUCAAAAAAGUAUAGGCUUAUUACUGUUGCGACGAAAAAGAGAAAAAUGGAAAAAUUUCAGAAUAAAAAAAGGGGAAAGAAAAAAAAAAUAUGUUGAUAUUUACACUAUGAUGAGAAUGUACAAAUAUAACAAUUUUUUGAAACAUGUUUAUCAUUUUUUUGUAUCUAUAAAAAAAAUUUUUAAUUAUUGCACACACAAAGAAAGGAGAAAUAAUUUAAAAGCUAAUUUAUUUGGAGAGAUAAGAAUAUAUAAAAAAAGCGUCUAUAAAUAUUUAGCAGCCAAACGAAAUAAACGAAGGAAAGUUGUUAAAAGUUUUAGUAUGUGUAUAGAAGAAGGAAUAAUAUGUAGAAACAAAUUUUUGGAUAUCCAUAAAUAUAGUAAUGUAAAAAUUAGAAUGUUUAAUAAGGGUGAAAUGUGUAGAGAAAAAAUAACAAUAAAAUCUAUUGCUAUAUAUGAAAAAAUAACAGGAAAAUUAAGAAAAAACAAAAUAUAUUUAAUGAAUGGACAUAAUUUAAAAACAAUACAUACAGAAAAUAAUGUUAUGUAUAAAUUAGAUUUAAGCAAAUGUAUGUUUUGUUCUGGUAAUGGUACUGAAAAAGAACGAAUGAAAAAUAUUUUUCUUAAAAAAAAAAAAAAUAUAUAUAAUAAUAAUCAUAACAUGGUUGAAGAUUUUCGAGAAAAUGUUGUGGAUUUAUUUUGUGGGGCAGGAUAUUUUACACUUCCUUUAUUAAAAUUUGUAGGAGAUAGUAAAAUAAAUAAUUAUUAUGCAUUUGAUAUUAAUCAUCAUUCAUUGAAUUUUUUAAAAAAAUCAAUAAAGUUAAAUAAUAUAAAAAAAACAAACUUAUAUAUAUUAAAAGAAAAUUCUUUUCAAAUGUCAAAAGAUGAUAAGAUAAUUAAAAAGUGUCAUCGAAUUUUACUGGGUUUAUUACCAAAUAGUAAAAAUGCAUGGAAAAAGGGUUUUAAUUUAAUAGAUGAUAAGGUAGGAGGUACAUUGCAUAUACAUGGAGUUGCAGAAGAAUGUUAUAAAGACGAUUUUUUUUUUGAAACAUUAAAUACUUAUGAGUAUGAGAGAUAUAAUAAAACGAUGGAAAUUGAUAAUACAAAUGUUUUAGAAUUUUUAAAGAUUGAUAAAUGGAAUCAUAAUGAAAAAGAGAACGAUGAAAAUAAUAUUAACAAAUAUGAAGUAAUAAAUAAAGAAGUAAAUUGUAAAUAUUCUGGAAGUAAUAUAUCACCUAGAUUAAAUUUUGCUCAAGAUGUUUUGCUUGAAAUUUUUAAAAUAUCUAUAGAGGACUAUAAAAUAUAUAAAACACAUUGGAAAGUUAGUAUUUCACAUGUUGAGAGAGUAAAAUCAUAUGCUCCUCGUAUUUAUCACUAUGUAGUUGAUAUUGAAUGUGUUCCCAAUUAA